Messenger RNA from Orycteropus afer afer, 678 nucleotides. Its product is annotated as pannexin-3. Gene Ontology annotation, molecular function: channel activity. The record is from RefSeq and is a predicted model, not a curated record. Gene Ontology annotation, biological process: monoatomic cation transport; positive regulation of interleukin-1 production. NCBI's taxonomy places the organism in Eukaryota, Metazoa, Chordata, Mammalia, Tubulidentata, Orycteropodidae.
AUGAUCUCUCCUAACCUCGCCUCCUUUCUUCCCCUGCCCAGGGCUCGGAAAGAAUGAUACUUUGAAUUCCCCCUGCUAGAGCACUACCUGGCAUGUAAGCAGCGCUCACAUUCACUAGUGGCUACCUACCUCCUCAGGAAUGCCCUCCUACUCCUCUUCACCUCAGCCACCUACCUGUACCUUGGCCACUUCCACCUGGAUGUCUUCUUCCAAGAGGAAUUCAGCUGCUCCAUCAAGAGAGGGCUGCUAAGUGAUGAGACCUACGUCCCUCAUCUGAUCAUGUGCAGGCUAACUUUCCUGUCUGUCUUCCAGAUUGUUAGCCUCUCCAGCGUAGCAAUAUACACCCUGUUGGUCCCAGUGAUACUAUACAACCUCACCCGGCUAUGUAGGUGGGACAAACGACUCGUGUCUAUCUAUGAGAUGCUUCCAGCUUUUGAUCUCCUCAGCAGAAAGAUGCCGGGAUGCCCCAUCAAUGACCUCAAUGUGAUCUUUCUUUUCCUCCGAGCCAACAUCUCUGAGCUCAUCUCUAGCUUGUUAAUUGUCUUAUGUAUGUUAAAAGACACAACCACUCAGAAGCACAACAUUGACACAAUGGUCGAUUUCAUGACUUUAUUGGCUGGCUUAGAGCCCUCAAAACCUAAAUAUCUCACCCCCCGGGUAUGUGAUGAACACUCAUAA